AGAGAAGAAGCAAAGGAAGAUCAAAGAUAUCCCUUUCUUUUCUUUGCAAAGAUUACACCUUUAAGCAAACAAACAAACCCUUCCUUCUCUCUCCCUCUCUUAAACCCAAAUUUCCGCCAUUAAAAACCCUCUUUUCUUGCUCCUCUCCACUUCUUAUUUUCUCUUCAGAAUCUGCUUCAGAACACAAAAGGGUUUCAGGAUUAAUGUAUCACAAACAAUCCCACAGCAACAGUUCUCUUUUUAGAGAAUCCAUUAAAACCCUUGAAGCUCAUAUUCACCAUGCCAAUGCCCUAGCAUCUGCUCUACCUCCAGAUGAUGAAGGGGAUUCCGUUCGAAUGAAAUUAUCAUACGGCACUUUUGCUCCAUUUUUGCUCUAUUUGAUUGACUGGAUGGACUACAGCUGUACAGAUUCGCUUCCAAACUAUCUUGGCCUUCUUCAUAUACUCGUUUACAAGGUUUACGUUGAUGGCAUUCAAACAAUGUCGUCCCAGGAAAGAAAAGCUACACUUAGAGAAUUCUAUGCUGUUAUAUACCCUUCGCUCAAACAACUGGAGGAUUAUUUGAUUGAACUGAGGGAUGAUGAUGAUGAUGAUGAUGACAAGAAAAGCCAUUGUAAAGACGUUGAAAGCGAUGAUGAAUGUGGGAUAUGUAUGGAAACAUGUGAUAAAAUGGCGAUGCCUAAUUGUGGCCACUCAAUGUGCAUUGGGUGCUUUCGUGAUUGGAACAUGAGGUCUAAGUCAUGCCCAUUCUGUAGAGGAAGCUUAAAGAAGGUGCAUUCGGGAGACUUAUGGGUUUUGACCAAUGAAAGCGAUUCAGUUGACCUAAUCACUCUAGCUAAAGAGAAUCUCAGAUGCUUCUAUCUUUACAUUGAGAGCUUACCAUUUGUUGUUCCAGAUACCCAUUUCUUGCUAUAUGAAUAUCUGAUAUGAAUGAACCGGUCUUUAAAAGGAUGAUUCCAAAAAGGUAGGGUUUUCACUUUCCAAAAUGUAGUGCAUUUGCUAUUUGCAGAUUAUUGUAUAGUUUAUCUGUAUUUAGCGAAUCUAUAUGUAAUUAAAGCAACAUUUGACUCGGCCUUUUUUUGGGACCCGAGCAUUGUAAUGGAAAUGGUGAAAGAUUGUAGUUUUUCUUUUCUUUAUGGUGUUCACAAAUCAAUGGAAAUGGAAAAAAAAUGACCUUACUUCA
Messenger RNA from Lactuca sativa (garden lettuce), 1182 nucleotides. RefSeq names its product E3 ubiquitin-protein ligase AIRP2. NCBI's taxonomy places the organism in Eukaryota, Viridiplantae, Streptophyta, Magnoliopsida, Asterales, Asteraceae. Gene Ontology annotation, molecular function: ubiquitin protein ligase activity. Gene Ontology annotation, biological process: protein ubiquitination. The record is from RefSeq and is a predicted model, not a curated record.